This is a messenger RNA of Arabidopsis arenosa, 491 nucleotides long. NCBI's taxonomy places the organism in Eukaryota, Viridiplantae, Streptophyta, Magnoliopsida, Brassicales, Brassicaceae. The record is from the annotation of a GenBank genome assembly.
GCGAAGAAGAAGAAGAAGAAGAAGAAGAGCUUAGCAACAAUGGCGGCGAAACCGAUUGCGAGUCCGAUUCCGGUGGCUCUGUAUCCGACUUUGUCGGUGUUCACUCUUGCGAUUGGCCUCGUCAUUACCGCUAUCUUCUUCAUCUAUGAAGCUACAUCAUCCAGGAAAAACCGAAGCCUCGGAAAGGAGCUCGCUACUUCAGCAGUUGCAUCUGUCUUCUUGGGUUUUGGAUCCUUGUUUCUGCUACUAGCUAGUGGUGUUUAUGUUUGAUCCUUCUUCCUCAAUACUAUCCCAACUAGUUCAAAGACAAAAAAGACAGAUUUAUCUUUGUUGAAGUGAAAUCAGAGUUAUGAAUGUUAGUUACUUUGAGAAGUAGCCUUUAAACACCAAGUUGCAAUUAAAUUAUCUUGUGCUUUUAAACGCUAAACCGAGUUUGAAUUUCACCUCCAUUAGAACAUCGUUUGCGUUGUUAAUAAAUUUAGUAAAUUUCU